GUAAAACGUUUCCUUCUAAUUCCAUUGUCAUUCAUUUUAUCUCCGGCCUGAGCGCUACAGAAAAGGAUACAUACUCUUUCUACCAUAUGCUAUAUCUUUGUGUUAGAUUCAUGUUUUGACGGAAUGUUGGUGGAGCGCUGCGUCUCCAACAGCACCUUGGAGAGGCGGCUGGGAAUAGACAUGAUAAAUAUUUUGCGUCCCUGCCUUAGGACAAAGUGGGCAUUGCUUAUCACAGGGCGGCAUCAGCGCUCACCUAAAAAGCCCAUAUGCCACUGGUUGAGAUAAACUGUCAUUGAUUUUGGGCAGAAUUAUGUGAGGUUUUAUCUGUUGUUGAAGGUACGUCUUUGUCAGUUUAGCUCAGAAAAUUCUGUCCUCGUCAAUCUGCCGCCAUAGACGACUGCCUGCUGCCUAGUUAAUCAAAUGAGCAGUAGACUCGUGGCAAAACUCCUCCAUCAGUAUGACGCGUUAUUCCGGCGACUACCACCCCGAAGCAACAUGGAAGCCCACAGUGGUGACAAGCGUGGUCUUGAGCAUUUAGACGAAUAUGAACCCAAACCAGCAAAACAUAUGCGUAGCCUGCACGACCGCAUGUCGGAAAGGCGACUAGUAGUUAUUUUAGAGGGGGCAACGCUGGAAACAGUGAAGGUUGGAAAGACAUUUGAACUGCUGAACUGUGACCAACACAAGGGCAUGAUCAUCAAAAGUGGACGGGACCCUGGGAAGAUUCGACCUGACAUUACACAUCAGUGUUUGUUGAUGCUGAUGGACAGUCCAUUGAACAGGGCAGGUCUCCUGCAGGUUUACAUCCACACAGAGAGGAACGCCUUGAUUGAGAUCAACCCACAGACACGCAUCCCCCGAACCUUCAACCGCUUCUGUGGCCUCAUGGUCCAGCUCCUGCACAAGCUGAGUGUGAGGGCGGCUGACGGCCCCCAGCGCCUGCUGAAGCUCAUCAAGAACCCUGUGUCAGACCACCUGCCCCCUGGCUGCCCCCGUAUUUGUACCUCCUUCUCCUCUGGGGAGGCAGUGGGCGCCCGUACCGUGGUACCAGAGGAGGGGCCUGCCACUGUGGUGGUCGGAGCAUUUGCACACGGAGCGGUGAAUGUGGACUACACAGAGAAGACUGUUUCCAUCAGUAACUACCCUCUCUCUGCUGCCCUCACCUGUGCCAAGAUGUGCUCUGCCUUUGAGGAGGUCUGGGGUGUGUUGUGAUGAAGUUGACAGCGCACUGCUGCUCCAGCUAAAACUGUUGUCAACAUGGACUAGAACUGGAUCGGACAGUCGCUUUCAGUCAAACAUUGUACAGAAACGGUCCACUUCACCAAUUACCUCCUGUGGAUUCGUAUGAUUCUAUGGGUGUAUGUAUUGUGUGUAAAAUAUGGUAUCUUACAUUUCUGAACUUAGGCAAAGUUUCAAUAUGAAAUGAAUACUGUUUUGAAUACACCAUCUGUAAGGACUUGGCACCAAAUAUGGACUUCCUACUAGUUUAAAAAAUAUAUAUAUAUAUUUUUUUUUUUACAUGUAUCCAGUGCAUCAUUGUUCCCAUGGUUAUACAGUGGAAAUAAAUGGUACAGUUUGUC
Molecule: messenger RNA, 1580 nt
Organism: Salvelinus fontinalis (brook trout)
Lineage: Eukaryota; Metazoa; Chordata; Actinopteri; Salmoniformes; Salmonidae
Product: ribosomal RNA small subunit methyltransferase NEP1-like
Exons: 5
Coding region: 421-1212 (263 amino acids)
Biological process (GO): rRNA base methylation
Cellular component (GO): small-subunit processome; nucleolus
Molecular function (GO): rRNA binding; rRNA (pseudouridine) methyltransferase activity
Source: RefSeq, a predicted model, not a curated record